This is a messenger RNA of Dovyalis caffra, 1164 nucleotides long. NCBI's taxonomy places the organism in Eukaryota, Viridiplantae, Streptophyta, Magnoliopsida, Malpighiales, Salicaceae. The record is from the annotation of a GenBank genome assembly.
AUGGGAUCAAGUUUUCAUGAAUGGGAAUCCGACCCUUUAUUCUCAGCUGCUGAAGUGGUUCAAGACUCAGCUGACAGGAUGGAAUCGCUUUUUCGUCUUCUAUUGCAUCAGCAAAGUCUUAUUCAAAGCGAACAUCCUGACCCAAGAUUGCUUUCGUCGAUAGAAUAUCAUAAGCGUGAUCUUGUAACUAUACUUGGAACUGCAAAAUGGCAGUUGGAGGAUUUUGAAAGAGCUGUUAACUCAUCGAUCAUAGUGGACAAGACUCAAACCAGAGAAGAUGUGAUUUCCAGACAUAGGCAGUUUAUUAUUGCCAUCAGGGAACAUAUAAAUGAAGUGGAGAAAAGUGUAAAGGGACCUUCAAUGGGGGAUUCCAUGAGAAACUCUGAAUGGGUUAAUUUAAAUGACCAAGACAGAGAUAUGUUGGCAUCAUUUCUUACUGGAGCAAAUCCCACUGAACAUUUAAAUCGUUUGGAAAUCGAAGAAAGUAGCAUUUUUGGAAGAUUCCUUGAUCCAAACUCGGGUCCUAGUUUAAAAGAUAAUGAAAUUGUUGAGCAUGACAGCAGAGAAUUUGAGAGGGUAAAAAUGAAUGGAGUUGGGCACGUUGAUCAUUAUCUUGACUCUGCGAAAGAGGAUAAAAGAAAUGUUGGUUCGCAUUACUCCACCAGAUCAGGCUCAAGUAUGAUGAACUCUCUGCAAGAGAUCCCUCAUGACAUGCAUGGUGGUAGUGAUCACUGGGACCUAGAAGCUAAUGAAGCCAAAUCUAGGAGCUUCUUCCAUGAGAUCAAGUCAAGAGGGAUCUACAGCAUUAUGAUCGUCUUUGGUUUCUUGAGCAAUCUAUGGACUACUCAUAGGAACAGAUUUGUGGGGAACCAUACAAAGAGGUUGAAAGAUGGAGAAGAAAAUAGGCAUUCGCCUACCUAUGCUGAAUCAUAUCAUUCUGCACAGGGCCAGCGUCUAGGACUAAUGUUAAGAUCUGGAUACAGAAGCCUCCAAGGAAUAUGCUUUAGAUUGCAAUCAGAAGUGAUGCACCUGGGCAGCUACCUUGUGGCAAGAUAUGAAAGAUUUCCCUUUCAUUUUGAGUUUAAUCGACAUUCAAUGAAAAUGAUAUUGACAACAAUUCUUACCCUUGUUUUUUUGGGUAUAUUGGUGUCUAGAAUUGCCUGA